GACGCAAUUUACAACAAGCUCUGUGGUCUUCCCUCACUGGUGGGGCAGAGCGGCAGAUGUUAAGGAGCCCCAUGUCGGAUGUCCAGUAAACCGGCCGGGACGCGUGUUUACAUCCACUCGGGGGCGAUGCAGGCGGGGAUGUGCGCACAGCGUCAACUCUAAUGCAGGCGAGGAUCAGCCGCAUAUAACCCGCAAGAACUAGCAGCUGAAGGUACCGGAUUGUAUCCCAGAGAGAAAUACUGAAGGUUCAGCCACAGCAGGAGAGUUUAAAUGCUCUGACACACAGUGAUCCAUUGCUGAAUACAGGAUGGACAGUUAAACAUUAUUAGCACCCCCUUGUGGUGUGGAGGAAUGAGGGCCUCUGGAUGAAGGCCAUGGAGCUGAAAGUGUGGGUGGACGGAGUGCAGCGCAUCGUGUGCGGCGUCACAGAAUUCACCACAUGCCAGGAAGUGGUCAUUGCUUUGGCUCAAGCCAUUGGACGCACUGGCAGGUACACCUUGAUCGAGAAAUGGCGUGAGACAGAACGUCACCUGGCACCUAAUGAGAACCCUGUGGUGUCCCUCAACAAGUGGGGUCAGUAUGCCAGUGACGUCCAGCUCAUCCUCCAGCGAACCGGCCCGUCUGUCAGCGAGCGGCCCAACUCUGAUGGGCAGGCUCGCGUCCCUGAGCGUGGCUUCUACCGCCAGAGCUUGCCGCCUCUGGCAAAGCUCCGCUCGUCAGGGACGGACCGCUCGCUCAGACGAAGGGAACCCAAACGCAAGUCUCUGACCUUCACUGGGGGGGCCAAGGGUCUGCGGGAAAUAUUUGCUAAAAGCAGAGAUGCUGAAGCAAAACAGCCCCAGCAGCGGGGUGUAAGUCUGAACCUGAGCAGGGUUGGAGGUGUUGGAGUAGCAUCUGUGCCUGGGAGUCCAGCCAGAGAGCUGAGCCGGCUGGUGCAGCUGCAGAGAGACAAACUCCAGGCCCUGGAGAGCCGUCUGCUGGGCUGCGAGGCCGAGCUGCAAGACUGGGAGGAGGCCGCUGGCGAGGCCGAUGGAGGAGGAAACUUGGAGGAGGAGCUGCUGCUUUUAGAGCAGCAGGUGAGGAGGAACGAUGCAGAGAUGGAGGAGGAGGAAUUCUGGCAGAACGAGCUGCAGAUCGAGCACGAGAGCGAGCGGCAACUCCGGCAACAGCUAGUCGAGCUGCAGGGUCUUGUACGCGAUUGUGAGGCCAAGCUCUCAGAGUACCUGGCACACAUACAGAGCAUGGAAGGAGUCCUGGAGCAGGAGCGGCUGCAGCAGGAGGCUGAACUCAACCAGAGGGUCAAUGAGGAGGAGGUACAAGCACAGCUGGAGAAAGUGAGGGCAGAGCUUGAAACGCAGAGCCAACACACAGCUCGGCUGGAGAGCAGUUGCAGAGCGUUGGAACGCUCACUUGGCCAAUCCAGCAAGAGAUUACAGGAGAAGGAGCAGGAGCUAGAGCAGCUGACUAAAGAGCUACGACAGGUCAACCUGCAGCAGUUCAUUCAGCAGACUGGUACCAAGGUCACUGUGCUGCCUGCUCAACCUACAGGAGAAAACAACAAUGAAGUGUACUCUGGUUCUCUGAAACGACUUGGCUCUUCUCGGCUCUUACCCAACGACCUUCGCGCCCUACAAAGCGGCGUGACCUCCAGCCUGAACCCUGAAGGCAUCUACGUUUGACCCCAACCUGUGUGGGAGACAUUAUUUGAGCAGCAGGGUCGGCCUUAUGUUAUCACGGCUGUUCCUCUGACUGGAAGACUCCUCAAACUGCAGAAAAUGCUCUUGAGUAAGGCACUGAAACAAAAGUAUGGAGGAUGAGUGGGGUACCACAAAAAAAAACAGUCCUCACAUCUGAUUAGCAUCUUUCUUGCUCUGCCUCCUCUUCCAUCUGACUAAGACUGAGAAUUAAACUGAUGUCAAAAUCCAUUUGCAAACGAACAUUUAAACUGUGUGUACUCCAGUGGGUGGGUGAAGAUUCUUCUUUAAGCUCUUAAGUUCCAUUUUCUCAGAAUAAAAAAACCAACUACAAGCCAGCAGAUGUAUUUGUGUUGCCAGAGGAGGCAUCAGCCAAACAGAUAAACUUUUUUUUUUAUGUUGUGUAUCAUAAAGUGGAGGUUGGACAUAUGUAAACAUAAUCCAUGCACGAGCAUGCACAAACACCACACCUGUGCUGUAACCGUAGCCAUAUCUGAUUGCCUUACUCUGGUGAUUUAAAACCAGACGUCAAUAAUGUUAAAAGAGAACUCAAGGUAGCUACUAAACUAUGCGCCAUAUAAAAUUGAUAAAAUACUUGGCACCACUUCAGGUGAUGCCUAGUCAUGGUAACCGAUGUCAGUGUAACUCAACAGUGGCUACAUUUUUUUCUUACACAUUAGUUAUUUUAUUUUUAAAUAUGUUUGUUUUAACCAGUAAUGCAUUUGCUUCAUAUUUCCUGUGUUUGACAAAAAAUGGAAAUUGUUCUCCCAUCAUAUAAAUUAAAUGAUAGAGGAGCAAGUAAUGGAGGCACAUCUUUUACUAUUGGAUAUUUUUGGUGAAAUAGUUUCGCUCCAGGUUCAGUUUGAUGUCAUAUUUUGUGCAGAGCCAUUAAUCUCCUCUUUGUUUCACUUGAGCACUUUCUCCAAAAGCUUCUGAAAUAUGAAAAAAGCGAUGAGGAUGAGUGAUGACAGAGGCCUUUGAGCCUGCAGUGUAAAUCCAGCUUGGAAAGUUUGCUAACAAUUACUUCAUACCCAGUUUGACCACCAGGUGGCGACAAAACAUAUAUUAUUAUAUUAUUCAGACGUGUUAAAGUUAACUGUGUGAAAGUUGCCUGAGGUCUGAUGAUAUCUGUCUCUAUUCAUUGUCAUGGGUCAAACAUGACUGCAUAUUGUUUUUGUUUCAAAGCGUCAGCACUUUAGCCUAAUAGUUUAUAAUCUGAAGUGCCACUUGGAUUGUUUAACAUAUUUCACUGUGUUCAUCAAGCACUAACACACAAACAAAUCACACACGUGUCAAAACAGUAUUACACCCACAUACUGCAAUCUUUUGUUCCAGCUGAUUUUUAUAAUGAAUUGAAGAUGUCUCAUAUGAACCAAAGCCAGUGUGAAAAACUAUAAUAGUUAGAUGAAUGUACUUUUUUUAUGUGAAUGCAACUUAUACCCGUGAAAUAUACCAACUCGAAUAGUAGUCAUGCUUUCAGGUUUCAUGGUUUGCUGUGCCAUAUGGUUGAGCUCUGUCUUGUUGCAACAUGACACAGAAGAAGUUCACGGGCUAAAACACUUCAAAACAAUCCAACAAAAUUACACAAAAGCCUGGUUGAUACUGCAUUUGCCCAUUUCUAAUUUGACGAUUUCUCAACACAGAAUAUAAGGAAAUUUCUAUCAGGAUAUCUAGGAUGCAACUAACAAACUGAUUGGGAAUUUAUGGGCUCAAAUAAGAUUCCAUUAGUUUUUGAACUUUUCAAAAUUUCAAUGUCUGUGGUUGUAUGUCAAACCUGUGAAAAAAAUUGUGAAAUUGUGACUGUAGAAAAGAUUUGCA
Anoplopoma fimbria (sablefish) is the source of this 3512-nucleotide messenger RNA. It is a transcript of the gene rassf8b, whose product is annotated as Ras association domain family member 8b. NCBI's taxonomy places the organism in Eukaryota, Metazoa, Chordata, Actinopteri, Perciformes, Anoplopomatidae. Gene Ontology annotation, biological process: signal transduction. The transcript has 9 exons. The record is from RefSeq and is a predicted model, not a curated record. Bases 366 to 1679 code for a protein of 437 amino acids.